AUGCCCUUGUCCACUGGAAUGCUGACUUACGACAGCAAGCAGUCUUCCUCAUGCACAGCACCUGUUUUUGAAACUCAUCAAUCUGCUGUAGACGUGACUGUGAGUCAAAGUGUUUGCUUUACCGUGCCCGGACAAACUGGAUUCAAAAAAGUGACUUCCAUUAAAGAACCAAGUGCAUGUCCAAUUCCAGGAUUGGGAUCUGGGGUACUAGAGAUGUGUGUCAAGGAGGGAAGUAAAAUUCGAAACCUUUUGCGUUUUGCCAUUUCCUGCUUACAAGACGAAGGACAUGUUGCUCCUGUAUCUCAGGUUAUGUUCACUGGCCUGGGUCGAGCCAUCACUAAGACCAUUACCUGUGCUGAGAUUGUGAAGCGUAAAGUCCAAGGGUUACAUCAAGUAUCAAAACUUCAGUACAGGAACAUUCAGGAGGUGUGGGAGAACCAAGAGGGUGAAAGUGUGAAGGUGCGUAAAACUGUUCCUUCAAUCUGCAUUCUCCUCUCCAAAGAGCCCCUCAACCCACAAGAGUUAGGAUACCAGGCCCCUGCUGAGACAAGCUCCAGAUCAGAUGAGAAAAAACAUGCAGGUGCUCCAGCAACUACUGGGAAAAGACCUUUCAGCCAUUCCUCUCAUGUGAUUAUGUCUAAUGCAAAAAGAACUGCCAUGGCACAUGUAUCUACAUCAUGA
Hemibagrus wyckioides is the source of this 681-nucleotide messenger RNA. RefSeq names its product ribonuclease P and MRP subunit p25, a (gene rpp25a). The record is from RefSeq and is a predicted model, not a curated record. NCBI's taxonomy places the organism in Eukaryota, Metazoa, Chordata, Actinopteri, Siluriformes, Bagridae. The transcript has a single exon. Gene Ontology annotation, molecular function: RNA binding. Gene Ontology annotation, biological process: tRNA 5'-leader removal. Gene Ontology annotation, cellular component: ribonuclease MRP complex. Bases 1 to 681 code for a protein of 226 amino acids.